GUGUGCUAUGCGCGUUGAUCGACCGCGCACGCCUUUUGCCCGCUCGCCGCCGCCUGCGCAACUUAAUAACAAAAAAAUGUAGUUCAUACACAACUCCAGCUGACGUUCAAACUAACAGUUGUUACAAACCUUCAAUAUGUGCUGUGCGGGUUUUAUGAAUUACCUAUUCCACAAGCUAAGGAAAUACACAUGUGGACUUGCCGGACGCGAAAGCGACGCCGAUAUGUCGCUGAAGCAGGGCAGCGGCACGGGCAAAGUCCACUUCGGUGGUCUAGACGAUGUGUCUCUGUACGGCACGCCAGUGGAGCCUGCACCACCAGCCCCCGACGCCAAGCAGGGUUUUCUGCGCAACCAGUUACAAGCACUCUUCCAGCCUACAGACAACAAACUCGCAAUGAAACUCUUCGGCUCAAAAAAGGCUCUGAUGAAGGAGCGCAUCAGGCAAAAAGCGGCGGGUCACUGGGUCAUCCAUCCUUGCAGCAGUUUCAGGUUCUACUGGGAUUUGUGUAUGCUGCUACUGCUGGUGGCCAAUCUUAUCAUCCUACCCGUUGCCAUCUCUUUCUUCAACGAUGACCUCAGCACACGUUGGAUUGCCUUCAACUGCUUAUCUGACACCAUAUUCCUUAUAGAUAUCGUUGUUAAUUUUAGAACAGGAAUAAUGCAGCAAGAUAAUGCGGAACAAGUGAUAUUAGAUCCCAAGUUAAUAGCCAAGCACUAUUUAAGGACAUGGUUCUUCCUAGAUCUCAUCUCUAGUAUACCGCUAGAUUAUAUUUUCUUGAUCUUCAAUCAGGUAAACGACUUUAGUGAGAGCUUUCAAAUACUUCACGCGGGUCGUGCACUAAGAAUACUACGGUUAGCGAAGCUGUUGUCUUUGGUGCGAUUGUUGCGGCUCUCAAGACUUGUCAGAUAUGUGUCGCAAUGGGAGGAAGUAUAUAUCUUGCAGAACCUUCAAAAAAAGCGCACCGAACGGAGGGGACGGCUCAGCUCCGACGUAGCCAAAAAGAAGAGUGACACCAAAAGCAAUCUGAUCUUCAAGUUCCUCAACAUGGCGUCAGUGUUUAUGCGGAUAUUCAAUCUAAUCUGCAUGAUGCUGUUAAUCGGUCACUGGUCGGGAUGUCUACAAUUCCUCGUUCCGAUGCUUCAGGGUUUCCCACCGAACUCGUGGGUGGCUAUUAAUGAACUUCAGGAGGCGUUCUGGUUGGAACAAUAUUCGUGGGCACUGUUUAAAGCCAUGUCUCAUAUGCUAUGCAUCGGUUACGGUCGAUUUCCACCUCAAUCCCUUACCGACAUGUGGCUUACAAUGCUAUCGAUGAUCUCUGGGGCCACCUGCUAUGCACUUUUCCUUGGUCAUGCAACCAAUCUCAUCCAGAGUCUUGAUUCCUCGCGAAGACAAUAUCGUGAAAAGGUGAAACAAGUAGAAGAAUAUAUGGCCUAUCGCAAGCUACCUCGUGAAAUGCGGCAACGUAUCACCGAGUACUUCGAGCAUCGUUACCAAGGCAAAUUUUUCGACGAGGAGCUUAUCUUGGGCGAGCUUAGUGAGAAACUGCGUGAGGAUGUCAUCAAUUACAAUUGUCGUUCACUCGUUGCCUCGGUGCCAUUCUUCGCUAACGCUGAUUCCAACUUUGUUUCGGAUGUCGUCACUAAACUACGUUAUGAAGUCUUCCAACCCGGCGAUAUCAUCAUUAAAGAAGGAACCAUCGGAAGCAAAAUGUACUUUAUUCAAGAAGGCAUCGUGGACAUUGUUAUGGCGAACGGUGAAGUCGCUACCAGUCUGUCUGAUGGCUCCUACUUCGGCGAAAUUUGUUUGCUGACCAAUGCACGCCGAGUCGCCUCCGUCCGCGCCGAGACCUACUGUAAUCUGUUCUCGCUCUCCGUGGACCACUUCAACGCAGUGCUCGAUCAAUACCCUUUGAUGCGACGUACGAUGGAGAGCGUCGCCGCCGAGAGGCUCAAUAAGAUCGGCAAGAAUCCAAACCUCGUGGCGCACCGCGAGGACGACACCACGUCCGAAGGGAACACAAUCAACGCGGUGGUCAACGCGCUGGCGGCAGAGGCGGAGCACGUAAGCCUGUCGGACGACAGCGUGGCGCGGCUGUCGGAGCGCUCGUUGGGGCUGGCGCUGCAGCCGCUGCAGGCCGCCUCCUGCCGCAUGGCGGGCGUCGCGCUGCCGGGCCUGGGCGUCGCCGCCGCGCUGCCCCGCCCCAAGUCCGAGCACGACUUCAGCCUGGCGCAGACGCAGCAGCCGCCGCUGGCCGCGGCCGCUGCCUUCCACAAGUCGGACGCCGGCAUAGCGCCCUGACGCCGCACCAUCUGCUAGUGCAGCGCCACCGACCGAUAGCAAUACUAGGCUUAGUGCGAGCCCGCCGCCUCGCUAGAUGUAGCGUAGACGCGACGUAGCCGCGACCUCGCCGCGACCUCGCCGCGAUCUCGCCGGGCGCACCCCACCACGCCGCCCGCUGAAUCUCAUUUUGUGAUCUUAUACUUAAUUCUCCUGUGUUAUAAUUUAGGUUAAAUUUUAUAUCAUUGACGCUGUGAGGAUCGAAUACGUUACGUAUUCCGAUUGUAUAGAAUAUACCUGUUAUAUAUUGAAGAUUGAUAACUAUUGAAACUUUAUAGGGAUACCUUGCCAUUAAAAGAAAAAAUAAUUAAUUAUAUAGACUAGACUGAGAUGUAAAGAUAUCACUAUUUUAUGCUUUGUUGGCGUAUGAAAUAGUCGCUGUUGUUGAGGGAUGCGAAAUAUUCUAUCGCGAGAUUAUGAACGUAUGAGAUGUACCUUUGAACGUUCCUGGUGAAACGUCGGAGAUGUUAUAUAUUUGAAGUUAUUUACUAUAUACACAUGCGCUGGGACGUAGACCGUAGGUGAGGCCGCGCUAGUGCGGGCCGUUCGCGUGCACAGCAAAAACGAAGCACAACACAUCGUUAAAGCCUCACUAAAUCAAGAGCACCGAUGCUUUCUUAAGUUUAAUAAUAAAUAGGCAAACCGACAGAUAACGAUCUAACAAAUGCUUUCGGUUUCCUCAGUAGAAGCGAAUCUGUAGCGCCUCGGAAUGUUUUCUUUGUGUAAAUAUUGUAAUUUUGAGAAUUCGCCUGUAGCGUUCGUUUUAUAGAAGUGAUCAACGUGCAUUCAUUGCAGCAGUCCAGUCAAUUAACACGUGUGCUCGUGACGCGAGGCGAAUAUUUCUGUUCUCGGUGCACCAACUACACUUCGUACCUUGUUUUAAUUCUAAGUGAAAUAAUAAUUUAUUAUCGAUAGUGAUCAUUUUGUAGGAGUAAGUAGGCCGGAGCGGUAACAAAUUCGGACGAAUUACGUUAUGUGAUAGGCAGUAAAGGCUGCAAGCACACCGACAACCAUUCGCUCGCCGCCGGCUCGGAAACGUCGGCCAAAUUAGUAGUAAUAGGCACGAGUAGCUCGAGUUUGCAUGCGAUUAACGCUUUCACUUUGCUAAAAUCAAAAUUUUAUCCUCAUAAUUUCAUUCUACCUAGUAAUACUCCGACAGCACUUAAAGUAGACGACGUAAUCGCUUCACAGACUGGCGAUUUAGCAAUAACUAGGAAACGCCGAGACAUAUCGUAGAAGGCGCUAGGGCGAGGCCGAGCCGACAGCGAUUCUGCUUCGGCAUUCAUCGUUGACUAAUUCUUAUAGUGUCAUGACAAUUUGUAAAGAUCGUUUUGCAAAAAUGUUGACUUUUUAGCCAAAAUAUCAUCGAUCACUAAUAAAUAAAACUAUAUACACAAUCCCAUGCAAAAGUUCUCUAAAAACUGUCGCCAAUUGUUUUGACGUAAUUCUAAUUGAAAUAAAUAUACAUAAAUGUAAAUUCAACCUUAAAUGCAUUGCCUAAAGUUGUAUUCACAAAUCUACGUACAAAUUAAAAGCGCACCCAAAUGUUCGAGUGGGCGCUCAUUCGGUAAGGACAUUUUUUUGUCACUGAUUGUGUAUCUAGUUUUUUAUUAGUGAUCGAUGCAAAAUAUAGUUAAUUAUAACGAACGAACCAAUACGCAGUAGCUUAAUCGUAGAUAAACGCUGCCUAGUUCUCAGUUUGUCGGUUAACACCAAUAGAUACUUUAUAAUAGAUACUUUAUACUCAUAAGAUAUUUAUACGAUUAAUCUUAGCAGAGUGACUAUCUGUCAAUUUAUCUACAAAGAAAAAAGUAUAAAUUGCGUUUGAUCCCCAAAAGCAUUUAUUUAUUGUUGUUUUAACUAACAUUGCCGCUUUUACAAAAUUAUAUAAGUUUUAUAGAAGAGAUCUAUUUUUAUUGUGAAGUUGAGCUGCUGGAAAGUAAAAAUCUGUAUAGAAUCAUGUGUUUUUUUAAAUCUCGAAUUUUAAAAGUAAUAUUGUUAUUAUUCUGAUUUAUAGUAUCUAUUUUCACCAAAAGUGCUCAUCGCUGUCAAGAAAUUAGCAAAAAUGCAUUAAAGAAUGAUGAAAACCG
Molecule: messenger RNA, 4428 nt
Organism: Parnassius mnemosyne (clouded apollo)
Lineage: Eukaryota; Metazoa; Arthropoda; Insecta; Lepidoptera; Papilionidae
Source: the annotation of a GenBank genome assembly